UUUAAGGGGCCAACUUUCAGAGCUGCAUGUCUUGCAAUGCGCGUUUCAAUGGGACAACAACGCAUAAGAUCCUUCAGCGGCACUGGACCCGGGUUGUUGUGACAAGUCUGAUGAGCUUUCAUUACGCUUGAACUCCGGUAGGCUAUGUCUUGAACCUGCUCCACGACUGUCAAUCUCUUCAUUUUUCUAAGUCAAUUGCAUGGCUAUAGUAUGCCGCGUUAAGAGGACGCACACGGGCAUAAUAUUAAAUUGAUAGACUACAACGUAAAACAUGUACAGCUCUUUAUUGAUAAGAACAUGUGUGAGACUUUUUAUCUAAACACGUGGAUGAAUUGCGCAAUGCAGCAUAGAUCCUCAACAUUUUUCAUUUUCGUGGACAAAAAAAGUGGUUUAAUUUAUUAGAGUACCUUAAACAUAGCUGUACAUUUCUGACUCAGUGGAGAGGCAACCUUUUGAAUUAUGUUGUGUGUCAGAAACCUUUAUGAGCUAAAAGGCUGUAGGUUUAUAUAAAGGCAUAUACAACCACGAGUUAUAUGCGUAGGCUCAGGCUGCUUUUUCAUUUUUGUUGAACUGUGCGGUGGGAUCCAGCGGGCAUUUUCAAAUGAGAGGAGAGGAUAACGAAGUUUGACACAGGCUUUCAACAGAGGCUGAGGCUAUUAAGUUCAUUACAUGCAGCCAAUGCCAUUGAUUCAAUCCUUCAAUACCGUGAUACAUUUCAAUAAGCAAAAACUUGUUUGGAAAAGCCUUCUUAUUUAAAAAAAAAAAAAAAAAAAGUUAGUCUAUAAAUUAGAAAUAGUUCAGCAAUGGUUGUUGAUUGUACUUUAAAAAAAAAUGUCUAUACCUAAUGCACAUAAAACAGCUAAUAGCCAUCUGGAAAAAGACACGAAGGACCUGUUGUUUAAUAAGCUAAGCAUAAAGGGAGAACAAAUCAAUCAGAUGACUGGUUAUUUAGUUGGAAAUUAUAGGCCUGCUGAAUUUUGAAAAACGGCCUCAUAAUGUAUGAUUAUUAUUAUGAGAUAGACUAACUGAUAGGCUAACUGAUAGGCGAUGCAUUGAUGGUGCCAAAGGCAUUCUUAUCAGAUUUAUUGUAUAGCCUAUCAAAUUUAAUAACCUAAAUUAUUUGAUUCUUUGAGUGCUAUUUUGUUAAAUGAUAGGCAUAUAAUUAAUUGCAUUAAACGUUUUUCCAUUCAAAUAGGCUAGAAAUGAACUUUUACCUAAAUGAUUUGCUUGGAUUAUGCUAUUAAAGCAUUUCAAAUUGCGAUCCAGUGGUUUGAUUAGUUGAAUAUAUUUUCUAGGCUUCUAUAUGAAAUAAAGUCACAUCAGUCAUAUCAUUGUACCAGAAAUUGGAUAAUGGUCAGGACUACCUCGCGUCAGGGUGUCUUUGGAGAUUGUGUUGCGGUAGCGUGUCAUAUCUCCUCCAACCCAAUGCGAGGUCCGGAUGCAGCGGCGAUGUUUCUAAUCGAUAGAGGGCAUAUGGCGCUUUGAUUUCCUGCAAGUCACUUGUGGUUUUUGGCCUGCCUUUCUGCACCGGAUAGAAUACUUCUGCAUUUUAAAAAUAAGAGAAAUAAGAUGACAGAAAAUAACUAAAAAAAGAUGCUACGUCAUGAGUCUAAAACAAAAUGAUUUAUUAUAAAAUGUUUUAAAUCUCUUCCUGUCACCAACGUAUUGUCUCACUGCGAAGGUCAUAAACGAAUAGGCCUACAUUUAUAUUUAAAUAUGAAUUCGUACCAACAUUGCUAUUAUUUAGUUUGAUUGGCCAAUUUUUAACUUCCUUAAGUAACUCAUUUAGUUACAUUGUGGUACACUCCAAAUCAUUUCAAAUAAUAGGCUUAUAGGUGUUUUUGAGUUAAUCAUUUCACCUGUCGAAUAUGAAUAAUGUAGCAAGAUAAUGCAAUAGACCUAUAAUGUAAGGACAUAGAACUUAUGUCUAUCACAGAUUCUGAAUGUCUGGCACGCGCCAUCAGCUGGUUGAAACGUUGUAAAUGUGACUGAUACUGAUAUUCUCCGCCCCACGGGCAGUCUGGAGUGCUCCGCGAGCUGAAUGCGCUCGUUGCAUGGCCUGUUGUUCUGUGCGUAAUUGGUCCAGAACAGGUCAUCAGCGGCCUUACUAUGCGCACAGGGAACAGAGGUAGCACUGUUUACUCGCUGAGCAUAUUAUAAUACUGCAGGAAAUACGAAACUCCCGUGGCCUCUCAGGCAGGCGUGUGGACAGCGACUGUCUGCCGUUAUCAAAUAUAGCCUUAUGUAUAUAUGAAGAGACACCGACCAAAUUGAUGGAUAAAAAUACAGUUGUGAAGGACGCAAGACAAUUCCAGACGGAUGCAGUAUUAUCAUGCAUUAGUCUUUUUACGUUUGUUCACUUUGAGAAAUGCUAUAUAAGCCAGUGAGGGGCUAUUCAACAUGUGACUAUUUGGGCACAACCACGUCCAUACUUCGCCUACUAUUCUCUAAUUCGCAUUUUCAUUCGUGCUCAAUCGAUGACGGAAAUGAUCAAGCAUGUAGAUAACACGUCUCAUGAGUCAUGUUGAUUAGAAACACACGUAGCACACUCCGGCCCAUAGAAACCCUGACUGACUGGCACCCAGGUGCUGUUGGUCUCCGCGUUUCCUCUCUCCCCUGUCUGUCCUGUCCUGCAGCUAGGUAUAGGGAGGGAUUAAGUAACACCUAAAGCAGUAUAUCACUUAUCCUGAUUGGGUUUUAAUUCCCCGUGGAGAGAUGCAGGCUGAUCCGUGAGAGGGAGCUGUCUGGAGAGCUGUUUGUUCUGGAGACGGACCAAUCAUAGGCUCCAGGGGCGGCAAUGAACUGGGGACGAGUUUCCCUAGCCGAGGCACCUGUCCCCGCCCACAACACCUGGCAGACGGGAGAGGGCGUGUGCGCGUGCUCCAUCCUCAGCCAGAAAUCUCUUAUAGUUGACCACACAUUGUCAACCAAUAGUCUUCAAAUCUUUUCAGGGAUAAGACAGCAACACCGCAUCCCAGGAACAGAGGUGCAGAUUGCUAUUGGAUCUGGAUGGACAGUGAUUUUGGAUAUUAGCAAAAACCGAACAAGGAGAGUGAAAAUGCCUCGGUCCUUCUUGGUGAAGAGUAAGAAGGCGCACAGCUACCACAAGCCUCGCUCCUUAGAAGAUGACUACAGUAGGCUGGAUACUAUCUUAGCUCAUAUAUGUGCAGAGAAUACGAUUCUAGAGGACUCGGAUGCCUUGACAGGAGGCGAUGGCAUCCGCGGGUUCUCCCCAGAUUCUCACCUAGUGGACACGGCUGACUUCUCCUCCAAGUCCACACUCAGCUGUGGGGACAGUGUGUGCAGUCCAGCUUCAGUUUAUGAAGACUUCUGGCGGCCUCCAUCGCCUUCAGCAUCACCAGUAGAUUCAGAGAAAUCCCUGUCUCCCCCGGUGGACGAGACACAACCCUUCCCCGUUGUUCCCUUCCGGCCCUAUGCGUGGAACAGUUACUCUGGUUCGGACAUCCGUCACCUGGUCCAGCAGAGUCUCCAUCACCAGCACCAGCACCCCAUGGACUUGAAGAGAAGCCCGGCGAUAGGGUACUACAGCGACCGGGCCAUCGAACCAACCCUCUUUAACAGAAGUCCGGUAGCAGAAAAUGACAGUGAUUACUGUUCCGCUGCCGGUCUGUUCGAGAGAGCCGCCGCCCCCGGGGUUGGGUUGUACUCUGAAGGGAACCUGUACGGGAAAAGCCCAGAAAUCAAGGCUGAGUCUGACUUACCCUGCUCACGGUUCAUUCUGAAUGGUACCUACAAGUGCAUCAAAUGCAGUAAGGCGUUUUCGACUCCCCAUGGGUUGGAGGUUCACGUUCGUAGAUCACACAGUGGCACGAGGCCCUACGCUUGUGAUAUCUGUGGCAAAACCUUCGGACAUGCUGUUAGCCUCGAGCAACAUAAAGCUGUGCACUCUCAGGAAAGAAGCUUUGAUUGCAAAAUAUGCGGUAAAAGCUUCAAAAGGUCGUCGACUCUCUCCACGCAUCUCCUCAUCCACUCUGAUACACGGCCUUACCCAUGCCAGCAUUGCGGGAAGAGGUUCCACCAGAAAUCAGACAUGAAGAAACAUACAUUCAUCCACACAGGCGAGAAGCCGCACAAAUGCCAAGUGUGUGGCAAAGCGUUCAGCCAGAGCUCCAACCUCAUAACGCACAGCCGGAAACACACGGGCUUCAAACCAUUCGGAUGCGACCUCUGCAGCAAGGGAUUCCAGAGAAAAGUCGACUUAAGAAGACACAAAGAGUCACAACAUGGACUAAAACCCUCAAACUAAGAUAAAAGAAAAGAAUGGACACCAAACACUAUAAAACAAAACACUUGUUUUUGGAAACCAGAAAUAAGCUACUGUAGCUAUCCAUUCCUCAAACAUUUCAGACUGUGAUUUACUGGUGAAGAGUUAUAGAGGCUUUUGUGCAGUGUAGGUUAAGACAAAACCGGUUUGAACUAGAGAGGGACACUAUCUGAACCCAAAAUAUUUGUACAAAAUAACCAGAUAGGUCAUAACCACCAAGAAAGCGCGUUAACAAAAACAACAGAAGACCAAUUUCCAACGGACAAUUGGGAAAAUAGACUUUGUCUAAAGAAUGACAGACACUUUGUUUUUAGUUGGACGCCAUGGAUGCUGGCACAACAGUCACUACAAUAAGGCUAUGUGAUUUUUUAAUAAACAAUGGUUGUGUAUUUAUUUUAAGAAACAAUGUUAUUUUCAUUUUUUUCUUCUUAGAAUUCAAAUAGCACAUUUGUAUUUUAUAUUAAGAAUAUCAACUAUACGGUAUAUCUAGAUGUCAUUUACUAUAAUGUCAAACCUUAUUUAUUAAUCAGAUUAUCGUUUAAAUAAAAUAUGAAAACUGUAAUCCAACAGAUUUCGAGAGGUUUUUGUUCAUUUUUCUUUCGUUUCUAUGUAGCCUACUGCAUUAUGUUUCAAGCUGCAAAAUCCUGCAUAGGCCUAUCUGAAUUAUUUGAAGGACUACCAACGCAAAUAUUCAGAAUAUUUUUUUAAUUCUAACUCAGAUUAUCUAGAUUCGUUGUAGUAGGCUAGUCUAGACUAUUGGUCCAACUAACAUUGUUACAUUUUCUAGACAAAAUAAACCCCAUUGAAAUGCG
Messenger RNA from Salmo salar (Atlantic salmon), 5097 nucleotides. Its product is annotated as zinc finger protein Gfi-1. Gene Ontology annotation, molecular function: RNA polymerase II cis-regulatory region sequence-specific DNA binding; DNA-binding transcription factor activity, RNA polymerase II-specific. Gene Ontology annotation, biological process: regulation of transcription by RNA polymerase II. Lineage: Eukaryota; Metazoa; Chordata; Actinopteri; Salmoniformes; Salmonidae. The record is from RefSeq and is a predicted model, not a curated record.